This is a messenger RNA of Kazachstania africana CBS 2517, 1473 nucleotides long. It is a transcript of the gene ARP7, whose product is annotated as Arp7p. Bases 1 to 1473 code for a protein of 490 amino acids. The transcript has a single exon. Gene Ontology annotation, biological process: regulation of transcription by RNA polymerase II. The record is from RefSeq and is a predicted model, not a curated record. Gene Ontology annotation, molecular function: chromatin binding. Lineage: Eukaryota; Fungi; Ascomycota; Saccharomycetes; Saccharomycetales; Saccharomycetaceae. Gene Ontology annotation, cellular component: NuA4 histone acetyltransferase complex; SWI/SNF complex.
AUGAAUUCUCAGAGAAAGUGCGUUGUCAUAAAGAAUGGCUCACAUACUACAGUUGCUGGGUUCAGUAAUACAGAGCUACCACAGUGUAUUUUACCUUCGAGUUAUAUAAAGCGUGACGAUGAAUAUAUCUUUGGGAAGAUAGAUAUGCUAGAAGUUGCUAGUGAGAGGGACGCUGCGAAGAAAGGCGAAGUUUACACAAUAAUUGAUGAAAAUGGUGUUCCAUACAAUUGGGAAGCUUUAGAGAGACAAUGGAAGUAUAUCUUUGAAAAUGAAUUGAAAUGUAAAUCCGAUGAAUUUCCAUUGGUGAUCACUGUACCAAUUAUGAAAGAUGCUGUGGCAUUGAGAGUCAUGGAGAGAUAUUUUGACUUGGCUUUUAAUAAGUUCAAUGUGCCCGUUUUACAAGUUAUAAUUGAACCUUUAGCAAUUGCGUUAUCAAUGGGUAAAAGUUCUGCUUUAGUCGUGGACCUAGGAUCUUCCAGUUGUAAUGUUACUCCAGUUAUAGACGGUACUGUAGCUAAGAAUAGUGUACUAAAGAGCAAAUAUGCGGGAGAUUUCUUAGAUUAUCAAAUUUAUGAAAAAUUAAAAUCUAAAAUUGAGACUGAUGAAGAAGGUGAUAUUGAUACAGGCAUGAAAACUUCUACUGACGUUUGGUUAGAUUCUAGUACAUGGAUUCAAGAAUUUAAAUCUACAAUGCUACAAGUUAGUGACAAGGAUUUACUGGAAUUAGAAAGAUAUUAUAAAGAACAAGCUGAAUUGUAUAUCAAACAACAGGAAGAAUUACAAAAAUAUCAAAAUAUUACAUCUGCCAACGGUAACAUCAUGACCACAUUAAAUCCUGCUACGAUAGCAUCAAUAAAUACUAAUAAUCCAUUGACUGUCAAGAAACAUUUUCUUUUCAAGCCGAAAAACAGGACAGUUACUAUGGAAACACGUGAAUGCUUUGCAAUGUCAGAAUAUUUAUUUAAUCCACAGUUAGCCAACGAGAAUUUUUCCUCAGAGGAUGGAUUAGGUGAGAUUAUUGGUAAAUCUAUAAAGAAAGCUGCGGCAAGUAUAAGUUCUAGUGGAGUGAAUACAUUAGGUAGUGCUGGAGCAGCAAUGACAUUACAAGGGUUGAAACGUUCCCAAAUGAAUGGUAGUAGUACUAGUAAUUCUAGUGGUAAUGAGAAUAGUGCUGCUACUACAGCAAGCUCAACUACGCCUGAGCAGAUAUAUUCUACUCUUUUAACCAAUGUUAUUAUAACAGGAUCAACGUCACUAAUUUCUGGAAUGGAACAAAGAAUCAUAAAAGAAUUAUCUAUACGAUUCCCACAGUAUAAACUGACUACGUUUGCCAACCAAAUUAUGAUGGAUCGUAGAAUCGAAGGAUGGAUUGCAGCAACGUCCAUGGCUAAUUUACCAUCAUGGGAAUUAGGUAAAUGGUAUUCAAAAGAAGAUUAUGAAUUACAGAAGAAAAACUCAUUGAAACAGAAAUGA